Mycena citricolor is the source of this 534-nucleotide messenger RNA. NCBI's taxonomy places the organism in Eukaryota, Fungi, Basidiomycota, Agaricomycetes, Agaricales, Mycenaceae. The record is from the annotation of a GenBank genome assembly.
AUUCGCAUUACCGCUCCAAUUUCGAUGCGCAUCCAGGCAACGAAAUAAACGCAUAGCAUAACGAUGGGAAAUGGCGCAUUUACGCUGCCAAAGGCCGCAUGGCAGCUGCUGUUUGAUGCGGAGGAAUCGGGGUCGGCCGGCCCUUGGCUGUCGGCGAGCGAUGAUCACAUCGCGGUGACGGGCUGCAGCGAUCCACGCUCGAAACGACAGCAGCCAACGAUCUUCGCGGGCAGUCAGCUAGUCAAACGGGCGGUUCCAAUCCAAUCCAUCGAUGAGCCUGAUCCUGUCAGUCCGAGCGCACAGGAUUUAUUUAGCCGGUCCCUGCGAUGUCAACAGCCAUACUCCUUGGCAUAGCGCGGUGCCUGUGUUGGGCGCUUGGGGCCAGCCGCACUACAGCGGGACCCAUCAGACGUGCACGUAGACUAGCUCCAAGGCGUAUAGCGUGCAUCGAGGAAGGUGAGUGGAAGGAAAGUCACGUGGAUUAGUGUUGCCAUCAACCGCGGCGACGUGGCCGUCUGCGCUGGAUUUUGAUGC